AUGGGAGAUGAAGGACUUUCCCACGUUGCUGUUGCUUGUUUCCAUUCGCGCCUUGCGGCCCUGCGUCUCUCCCGGCGCUUAGAUGUCGACUUUCGAUGGACAACGACCAGUCGAAGUCCGCAGCACCGAUGUUUGCCUCUGCUUUCCAAACAGCAUGCUCGUUUCCCAGUACACUCGAUUGAUCGUGCUGCCAUCGAUGGGUCUCUUGAAAUCUCCAUCAGUCGCCCGUCAACCCAAUCAAGAACCCCCUCUUCUCUCAGCGCCCUAGAUCUGCGACGUCUGCAAAGAUCAUCAAGGGUCCACGACUCCACGAUGCUAAGAUCGGUGCGAAAUCCGCAGAAGCUAAUACGCGCUGAUGCUAUUUCCAGACUCGUUGUGCGGCUACUAUGUUAA
Messenger RNA from Aspergillus puulaauensis, 393 nucleotides. RefSeq lists its product as uncharacterized. The transcript has a single exon. NCBI's taxonomy places the organism in Eukaryota, Fungi, Ascomycota, Eurotiomycetes, Eurotiales, Aspergillaceae. The coding region runs from base 1 to 393 and encodes 130 amino acids. The record is from RefSeq and is a predicted model, not a curated record.